CUCGGCGCAGAAAAAACUCUUGUAAUGGCUGCCAGAUGGUGCGAGCGAGAAGCGGUGUCUUCCCGUCUUCUGCCGAAACUUUGGUCACAAUAGACCGAUUACGUCUCGCAGCUGAGUUAAAAUGAUAGAUACUCGAGCAGAGAAGUUUAACGAGACUGGACUGAACACCGUCGACUGAAGUGUUGUCAUCUAGUGUUGAGGAUAGCCCCGGUGGCCAUGACCAUGAGGACACGUCUGGAGGCAGUGCUGAAUGUGGGUCUACGCAUACCCAGCAUUAUGCUGCUGGAGGUGCUGUACCGCUGGGACGUCAGCUCCUUCUUCCAGAAAAUCCAGAGAAGCAGCCUCAACAACAACCCACUCUUCCAGUACAAGUACCUGGCCCUCUAUCUGCACUAUGUUGGCUACAUCCUCAGUCUGGUUCUGCUGACGUUGCCACGCCAGCACCUGGUGCGCCUUUAUCUAUAUGUACUUACAGCUCUGCUGCUCUUCGCUGGACACCAGCUCUCCAGGGACUAUGUUCGUAGCGAGCUGGACUCUGGCUACGAAGGACCUAUUUACCUGGACCCGCUUUCCAUGAAUCGCUUCACUACAGCCCUCAUUGGUCAGCUUGUGGUGUGUACGCUGUGCUCAUGUGUGAUGCAGACCAAGCAGAUUUGGCUGUUCUCCGCUCACCUCCUCCCCCUAGUGGCCAGGCUGUGCCUGGUCCCCUUGGAGACCAUAGUCUUUGUCAACCGCUUUGCCAUGAUCUUCACUGGUCUAGAAGUGCUCUACUUCCUGGCCUCUAACUUGCUGGUGCCAUACAACCUGGCCAAGACAGCCUACAGAGAGCUAGCACAGGUUGUAGAGGUGUAUGGGCUUUUGGCUCUGGGGAUGUCUCUGUGGAAUCAGCUGGUUUUGCCUGUGCUCUUCAUGUGUUUUUGGCUGGUGCUGUUCGCCCUGCAGAUCUACACCUACUUCAGCACACGAGACCAGCCACCUUCACGCGAGAGACUGCUUUUCCUUUUCCUCACCAGCAUUGCAGAGUGCUGUUGUACUCCGUACUCUCUGUUGGGGCUGGUCUUCACCGUUUCCUUUGUGGCGCUGGGCGUCCUCACUCUCUGCAAAUUUUACCUGCAAGGCUACCGAGCCUUCAUGAAUGACAAUGCCAUGCACAGGGGCAUGACAGAGGGCAUUACUCUGCUGAUUCUGUCAGUUCAGACUGGGCUGAUUGAGCUCCAGGUCAUCCACCGGGCCUUUCUUCUCAGCAUCAUCCUGUUUAUCGUGGUGGCUUCUAUUCUGCAGUCUAUGCUGGAGAUUGCUGACCCCAUAGUGCUGGCACUUGGGGCCUCCAGGGACAAGAGCCUGUGGAAGCACUUCCGCGCAGUCAGCCUGUGCCUCUUCCUUCUGGUUUUCCCUGCCUACAUGUCCUACAUGAUCUGCCAGUUCUUCCAUAUGGACUUCUGGCUGCUCAUCAUCAUCUCAUCCAGCAUUCUAACCUCACUGCAGGUCCUGGGCACAUUGUUGAUUUAUGUGCUUUUUAUGGUGGAGGAGUUGCGCAAAGCUCCUGUGGAGAAUAUGGACGAAGUCAUAUAUUACGUCAAUGGAACCUACCGACUGCUGGAGUUCCUGGUGGCAUUGUGUGUGGUGGCCUAUGGUGUGUCAGAGACGCUCUUUGGCGAGUGGACUGUGAUGGGCUCCACUAUAAUUCUGGUGCAUGCCUACUAUAAUGUGUGGCUGCGAGCACAGCUGGGCUGGCAGAGCUUUCUCCUUCGUCGAGACGCUGUGCACAAGAUCCAGAGCAUGCCCACGGCCUCGGCCCUGCAGCUCCAGCAGCACAAUGACAUCUGUUCCAUUUGCUAUCAGGACAUGAAGUCAGCCGUCAUUACACCCUGUGGUCACUUCUUCCACGCUGGCUGCCUGAAGAAGUGGCUGUAUGUACAAGAGACCUGCCCGCUCUGCCAUGGUCAGUUAAAAAGCCAGUCGCAGUCUGCCAACACUUCUGCCCCUCUGGCCACGGAUGCCCCACCAGCUGAUCAGAAUGCACAGGAGACAGAACAGGAAGAAUUGCUGGGUGAAGCUGCAGUAGAGGAGGGCUUUCAAGCCGAAAAGAAUUCCUCGGAUUUUGAAGCCCAUUCAAUUCUUCAGAGUUCAGAUGAGCCAGAGCUCGAAGGGCAGUUGUUGAAGUUCCAAGAAGAUUCAGAAGAAUGUGAUUUACUAGUGGAUAAAGAACACAGUGUAGGCCAGACUGAAGACCUGGAUGGUGAACGAGCUCCACACUCCAGUUCAAGUGUCUCUCCUUCCUCUUAGGUAGAGCUGUGCUAACACUGAAAUGCUGCCAAUGUUAAGGAAUCCUCAUUGGAGGUCAGUGGUUGAAUUGAACAUGAACUGUUUUCAUCCUGAUUAUAUUACAUACCCGCAUUGUAGCUGUUGUAGAGCCAUCCACAGAUUUAUCUUGGGGUGCUGGAAAAUUAGUUUUUCAUAUAGGGAGUGGGGUUAUAUCAUAACUGAAAAAUCUUGACUUUUUUAAACCAUCUCUUUUUACCUGAACUGAGCUUUAAUACACUUAGAGGUGACUUAUGUAUGGUUUUUUGGAGGGUUUGCCAUAAUUUCUGUAUGGUUCAAGUAGUCCAUGAUUUUCCAGUGCACUAUAAAUGAGCCACAUUCAUUUCUUAAACUCUCUAAAUUGAAGUUCACAUCUGUUGCAUUUCAAGGUUAAUUAAUUCAGUUAAUUAAUUAAGAUUUUCUUGUGAUUUUCAUUUUCAUGUAACGCGUCCUGGUGCAAGCAUUUCAUAACCCUCAGUAUUCAAGAUUUGUUGUAAUAGUUUCCAGCGGCUUUUUAGUAGUUCUGAGCUAACCUGACACUUUGUCACACCAAAGUAAGGCAAAUGUGCCCCCUCCAUUCUUCGAAACAACAUUUGCACCAAACAAUUGGGAAUGAUGAUGCAGGCGUUAUGCACAUGAUGUAACACUGGAGAGAACUACAGAAUCUUGGAAAAAUCUUCAUUAGUGCUCCUCAGCUGAUUUUGAGCCUACCUAGCUUAUUUAAUGUUUACUGCAAAGAGUUUCUUAUCUAUGUCAAGGGUGUCUGGUCAUGGAGCUCUGCCACCCCAUACAGUUCAUAUUCAACAUAACUAGCUCUUAUAUUCAGAUGCCCCUAAAGGCCUUGAUUGCCUAGAUCAGGUCUGCUGGGUUUGGUUUGGAGCUAAACACUGCUUUGUGGUAGAUCACCAGGACCAGGUUUAGGCAUAUCUGCCUGUGUAAAGGGAUGUGUUGUUGGUGACAAAACCUUAUAUCUCCAUAAAUACUAACUUUACAGGAGAAGUAAAAACAUUCUUAACUUAAAGACAAUGGAAUAAAAUUGGUUUUCAAGUCAUUUUCAGUCAGUCCAUUUGUCAUUCAAGUCCAGAAUUCUGCCAAAAACAUGAAAAUAAUUAGACAUAUAAGGUUUUGUUCUGACAGUGAGAACGUGUGGUAUUUUCAGCUGUUUUAUCGUCUAUGCCAGAGUUAUUAUUACAACGAGGUGGGAAAUACUUUUUCAGAUUUUGCUUAGUGGAGCAUAUAUUUUUGAAUGAUCAAGAUGAGUCAACUGGAGAGACUGAACAAUGCCCACCAUUAUUUCAUUUCAUUAUUGAAAAGGCUGGAAGAGAGAAUCUGCUGUCUUUCCAAGGGUAAAUAUGCAUUAAUAGUAGACAAUCAGUUAAAAUAAAAACAGAUGGAAAAUCACAUUUUCCUCCUGAAGAUGUCCUAAAGACCAGUUACAUCAUUUCUGUCUGCUCCACAAUUUCAAGUAAGAAAAAAAGGACAAGUCAUCCUAGAUAUCUCAGCCGUACUUCAAGCUGUUUUUUUUUUUUGUGUUAAUAUUUCACUAUCUUAGACUGAGAUGAUGUUUUAAGUAGGCAUUUGAAUCCCAGGUAGAUUGUCAUUGUAAGAACUUCUUGUCACCUGAUGUCAUGCCAUUCUGCUUUUGCACAGUCAUUUGAAGCUAUGCUGCAAAGUCAUUUUUUCCUGUCCAGCACGAAAUCCUUAUUGGUGCAUAUGAGGUACAACCGUGUGUGUGUGUGUGUGUGUGUGUGUGUGUGUGUGUGUGUAUAUAUAUAUAUAUAUACAUUGCUAUAGAUACAGCUAUCUAUAUUCCUUAACACAAGUUUCGAUACGCUGAACAGUGUUUAAGCAGUAUCAACCGUAAUGAUGUGACCUCUGGGCUUGCAGGAACACUUUGGUGCCCUCUAUAGGUAGAAGUGGGAUUGAGCCUAAAUGUACUGAAUUGAGUUGAACUGCACUGUUUGAGGCUUGUCACUAUGACAGUAUUAAGUGAAGUAUUUUGACUUUGGCAAGUUUGUGUAGAUGAAUACAUAUACUAAUGUAUGACUAAACAUAAACACCAAUUACAUUGAAUUGUUAGUGAUGUCUUAGUUUUGCACAUUUCUUGAAGGAAAACGUUUUGGUAGCAUUUGAGUUCCUUUUUUUUUUUUUUUUUUUUUUUUUAAAAGAAUGCUUUCAGGUAGAAUACUUCCAGCAGUCCAAAGCAGCCAAACUCAUAUUGGAAAUUUUGUUUUGGUUUUUUUCCUUUUUUUUUUUACUAAACUAAAUUACAUGUUUACAUAUGUUGUUUAAUAAGACUGUGUGAAGUAAUCUACUUGGACUACAGAGCAUUUUUUUUUCUUCCCCAAGGGACAUGUAAUCCAUUUUACACUGCUGAAUGUCAAAAAUAAAUUGUUUUUUGCUUAAUCAGG
Pygocentrus nattereri (red-bellied piranha) is the source of this 4712-nucleotide messenger RNA. It is a transcript of the gene rnf145b, whose product is annotated as ring finger protein 145b. Gene Ontology annotation, molecular function: zinc ion binding; ubiquitin protein ligase activity. The transcript has 11 exons. Gene Ontology annotation, cellular component: endoplasmic reticulum; endomembrane system. Bases 217 to 2286 code for a protein of 689 amino acids. Lineage: Eukaryota; Metazoa; Chordata; Actinopteri; Characiformes; Serrasalmidae. The record is from RefSeq and is a predicted model, not a curated record.